Messenger RNA from Apodemus sylvaticus (European woodmouse), 1412 nucleotides. RefSeq names its product COMM domain containing 10 (gene Commd10). The record is from RefSeq and is a predicted model, not a curated record. Bases 52 to 660 code for a protein of 202 amino acids. The transcript is spliced from 7 exons. NCBI's taxonomy places the organism in Eukaryota, Metazoa, Chordata, Mammalia, Rodentia, Muridae.
UUGGCUGGGCUGUGCACAGCUGACAGUCGCGCGGGCCAGGGAGCGUCAAGGAUGGCGGCGUCCACAGCACUGAUCCUGCCGGAGAGCCCCAGUACGAAGAAAGCAGUGCCGCUGAUCAAUGCAAUAGAUACGGGGAGGUUCCCACGACUUCUCAGCCGAAUUCUUCAAAAGCUCCACCUGAAGGCCGAGAGCAGUUUCAGCGAAGAAGAGGAAGAAAAACUCCAAGCUGCCUUCUCUCUAGAGAAACAGGAACUUCACCUGGUUCUGGAGACAAUAUCAUUUGUUUUGGAACAGGCAGUGUAUCACAACAUGAAGCCAGCAGCUCUGCAGCAGCAACUAGAGACUAUUCAUCUUACAAAAGACAAAGCGGAAGCGUUUGCCAGUGCUUGGUCGGCUAUGGGCCAAGAAACGGUGGAGAAGUUCCGGCAGAGGAUCCUGGGCCCUCACAAGCUAGAGACCGUGGGAUGGCAGCUUAACCUGCAAAUGGCUCACUCGUCUCAGGCAAAGCUGCAGUCUCCUCAGGCCGUGCUGCAACUGGGAGUGAGCCAGGAAGACUCCAAGAACCUGGAGAAGGUUCUAGUGGAAUUCAAUCACAAGGAGUUGUUCGAUUUCUACAACAAGCUGGAGACCAUACAAGCACAGCUGGAUUCCCUGACAUAAUGUUCUUGAAGACUGGCUUCGCCAUCACAGUCUGGCCUCCUCACUCUUUCGCGUUGAAGAGAGACUGCCCAAGUAUAUUUUCUAGAGGACUCGGUGACUUUAUUCCUACAGAUGAUACAGCUUAUUGCUUCUUAGACAAAUACCAGUGAAGGAAGAUCACACUGGGUUUCUAAUGUACCCUUCCUUCUCCUCACGCGAGACAAGAGCAAUUGUUGAGAAAACUGUUAGAAAGAAGUGAGGAGUGAACGCCAUGCUGGGUUUUUGUUGUUGUUGUUUUGUUUUUGUUUUGUUUUUUGUCAGAUUGCUUUCAGGGACCAAUGAAGGUCUGCAGGCAGAAGGUAUGAUGGGGCCCUAGCAGAAUAUGGAACCUUACCCAUUACGGUAGUUAAUUAGGGAAGCAGCCACAGGCCAUCAAUCGUUUUGGCAUUUGUCCUAUAACUUUAUUUGCUUGAGGUGUAGUGUAGGAAAGAACUCUAAAAUGGUGCUGUACGGUACUGCUGAGUUAAUUCCACUGUGCUCCUCUUGACUCCCCUCUGACGUUCAUGACUUAAACAUGAUCUAGGUUUGCAUAUACCUCUGCAAACGAAUAACAGCGCUCUCCUCAGUGUUUCAGAUCUCAAGCGAAAACUUUACCUGUAAUGAGUAUGACGUGGGAAUCUUACAUUUUGAAUCAGAAAUUUUUUGUAUUCUUCUUUUAUGGAUAUGUUCAUUGGUUUCAGUCAAUAAAAACUUUCUACCUUAGAAUUAUUUAA